AUGGGUACACAGAAGCCUGGAGAAUGGGCAAAUUCCCUUAUAGCCAGAUUUGAGGAACAACUUCCUUACAAAACCGGUGCGCAAAAUUUACAUUCCCGAAUCAAUGAAGAACAAUGCAAGGCAUGUUUGGUCAAAAUAAGCCAGCACAGAUUUUCUCUAGUCAUUGCUGGACUGACAAAAAUUUUGCAAAGGGUCAACGAACUCUAUCAACCGACAAUAACAUCAUGCUUAAAUCGUCCUCAAACAGAACUCGAGAAAGGAUACCACGAUAGUCUCGUGAUAGUUCUAGAUACAUUGGAAAUCUGUCUCCGAUCUCAACCGAAGGACACCGCUAAAUAUGAUGAAGCUAUGAAUGUUAAGAUUCUGUUACGAGAAGUCUGUCAGUUCAUUGAUAUCCCCAGUGAGACAAGUGCCCACAACACAAUAUUAAGACAAUUGGCCAGUAAAGUCCUUUUUGCUUUAAGUCCUAACUUUUUUAAUGCCGUCUUCAACAGAAUCAGCGCUAGAUUGCAGGAACUAGCCUCAAGUUCUGAGGAGACUCCAGAUUUUACAGAUAUAGAGCUCAUACAACAUGUUAAUGUUGAUAUAUUAAGACUUAUCCGGCUGCUAAAUGAAUCCAUACAGAAAUUCAAGUUAUUGAGAAAGUCGGCGCAAAUUGUGUUAAUAAUAUCCUUGGAGAAGGCCAUUUGGAAUUGGAUGGACACACAUUCAAAGGAAUUCUCUGAGAUCCAACGUCGUCCACACGAGGAGUUGGGCAACUGUUGUGAUUCAUUGUUUGAUCAGCUCCAAGACAGCUUCAGCGACAACAAGAAGUCUCGCUCCGCUGUGUGGCCGGCACAGAUCAUGCUGUUGUUACUCAACCCGGAAGUUCUGGAGGAGAUAGUUAAUGCGGACAGUGGCGCCCCCUGCAGCCCUCGACACACUAAGAAGAAACAUUUCAUAGAUUCCGUCAAAAGAGGACUAAGUCCUCAAAACAACUCAAAGCAGAUGACCGAAGCGGCCGUCGUGACAUGUGUGAAGCUUUGCAAGGCUUCAACAUAUCUCAAUAUAGCUGACAGUGGUAACGUCACGUUCGUGUUAGUGAAAUCUGUCAUCAAUGACCUAAAGUGGCUGUUAUUCAACCCCAGCAAGCCGUACAGCCGCUCGCCCCCCGGCGGGUACGAACUCGAGCUACUGUCAGAUUGUUUCGUGUCUCUGUUCCGUAUAAUGCCUCACUCGAACGACGCCCUCAAAGUCUGCCUCAACCUGAACACUAAUAUGUCGUAUCAUUACGUGAUUGUCAACUCUCUAUUGAGGAUAAAACAGCAGCCCCAAUUAUUGCCGUGGUGGCCGCAGAUAGAAUUGCUGUACCCCAGAGCGGCGGAGCUAAGGGCCAUGUUCACUGACACACUCAAUAAAGCGACGCAGGGCUACAUAGUCCACACUCCUCUCCGCAUGAUAUCCUUGUCUCUCAAGUCAAAGGAAGUCCAAUCCAAGUUCAAUAAGCCAGAAGAAAUGCCCGCCUACCGCAAUCUACUGCUGUUGCUCGUGAAACUCAUUCACGCUGACCCUAUGUUGAUGUUGAGUAAUCCCGGUCGUUCUGGUGUUGAGAUCCAAUCUUCAACCACGGAGUUAAUCAAUGGGUUAGUGUCGCUGGUUCAUCACACUGGUAUGGGCGAUAUAUCAAGGGCUGCUAUGGACGCUCUGCUGGCGCUUCAUAAACCUGAACGGGUGCAUAUGUGGAACCCUGAAGCACCCUUCAAUACAUUUUGGGACAUCAGCUCCCAAGUUUUGUACAACAUCUGCCAGAAACUGAUCCAAAGGCAGAUAUCCAACUACCGGGAGGUGUUGAGGUGGUUAAGAGACGUGCUGAUAUGUAGGAAUGAGUUCCUCGCUAAACAUAAGGAGUACGCGAACAUUGGGUCGCAGAUACCUAUAUGUAAACAGGCGCAUAUCAAGUUGGAAGUGGUAUUCUUCAUGUGCCUGUGGUCCAUCGACACGGAGGCUGUGUUAGUCGCCAUGUCGUGCUUCGCGCUUCUCUGCCAAGAGGCGGACAUCCGCUGCGGAUCUGACGACAUGACUGUCCACACGCUGCUGCCCAACUACGCCGUGUACCAGGAGAUAGCUCUCACAUCCACCAGCCUCACUAGUGCAGCGAGUCAGGAUAUGUCGAGGGGAUGCUAUAACAAGAACAUACACAGCUCCGCCGCGCUUCAGAAACGAAUAAUGGCGCUGUUGAGGAAGAUUGAGCAUUGUGCUAACGGCGUGCAACCCGUUUGGGAGGAGACAUUUCGAUGCUGGGAUUCCGUAUGCAAGUUGCUUCAGAAGUACCCCAAAGGUUUCGGCGCGGGCGACGAAGCUAUAGAGCCUCUCCACCGAGCAGCCGCCAAGAGACGAGUGUCACACCACACUAGCACGGAACACGAUAUAGAUAUGCAGAUCCAGGAGUGGGCUAAUAUAACAUCGUUCUUAUGCGCGCUGGGCGGAGUGUGUCUACAGAGGCGACCCUCUAUGCUGUGGACCACUGUACACUCACACGAUUCAAGAAAAUAUAACGUCCUCGCAAACAGUUCCCAGGAAGUACAAUACUGUCCAGUCACACAGUUCAUCGGUCAACUACUUCGUCUCCUUCUCUGCAGCAACGAACGUUUCGGUUCCCAAAUACAAUGUCACGUGAAGCAGUUGGUCGGCAAUGAGAUGUCUCCCGCCCUAUACCCGAUACUGUUUGAUCAAAUCAAGGCGAUUGUUGAUAAGUUCUUUGAUCAGCAACAACAGGUGAUGCUUACUGAUAUUAAUACUCAAUUCGUGGAACACACGAUAUUUAUAAUGAAGAGUAUAUUAGACAAUAAGAAGAGCGACCAGCCUUGCGAACAUCUCAGUACUACUUCUAUAGAAGGCCUCAUGCUAGCUAUUGUGAGAUACGUGCGUCACUUGGACAUGACGGUGUUAUCAGUACAUAUAAAGACGAAGCUGUGUCAAGUGGUUGACGCUAUGAUGAGGAGGAGAGACGACCUGGCGUUCAGACAGGAAAUGAAAUUCCGUAACAAAAUGGUGGAAUAUGUAACCGACUGGGUCUUAGGAACUUCACACCAAAUAGCGCCGCCUUUGAGAGCGGACGCUUCAUCCAUCACGAGGGAGUUGGAUCAAGCGUGUAUGGAGGCAGUUGCCGCGCUGCUGAAGGGUCUGCCGCUACAACCCGAAGAAUCUGACAGAGGAGAUCUCAUGGAGGCUAAGAGUCAAUUGUUCCUUAAAUACUUCUCCUUAUUCAUGAAUCUUCUGAACGACUGCAAUGAGGUGGAAGUCACAGAAGGACCGGGUCGUCUAGAAACACUACGGAACGCAACCAUACAAGCCAUGUCGAACCUACUAUCAGCUAAUAUAGACUCAGGACUCAUGCAUAGUAUUGAUCUUGGCUACCACCGCGACCUCCAGACUCGGACGGCCUUCAUGGAGGUGUUGACCAAGAUCCUCCAGCAGGGUACGGAGUUCGACACCCUGGCUGAGACUGUACUGGCUGACCGGUUCGAACAACUCGUACAACUGGUCACUAUGAUCUCCGAUAAGGGUGAGUUGCCCAUCGCGAUGGCUCUAGCGAGCGUGGUGGGCUCCGCUCAGAUGGACGAGUUGGCUCGCGUGCUCGUCUCUCUGUUCGACGCUAAACAUCUGCUGGCGCCGCUGCUGUGGAACAUUUUCUACCGGGAGGUGGAGGUGUGCGCGGUAUCGGACUGUAUGCAGACGUUAUUUCGCGGGAACUCCCUCGGCAGUAAGAUCAUGGCGUUCUGCUUCAAGAUUUACGGCUACGGCUACCUCCAGGGGCUGUUGGAGCCGCUCAUUGGAGCCCUACUGGACCAGGCGGACUGCAGCCCCAGUCUUAGCUUCGAGGUGGACCCAGCCAGAUUGGAUCCCAGUCAAGAUAUAGAAAUCAAUAGGAACAAUCUGCGGGAUCUGACCCGCGAGGUGUUUGAGAGGAUCGUGGGCUCGGCUGACAAGUUCCCCUCACAGCUACGGAGCAUGUGUCAUUGUUUGUAUCAGGCUCAAUUUUGA
Molecule: messenger RNA, 4023 nt
Organism: Danaus chrysippus (African queen)
Lineage: Eukaryota; Metazoa; Arthropoda; Insecta; Lepidoptera; Nymphalidae
Source: the annotation of a GenBank genome assembly